AUGCUGCCUGAGGAAGAUUCCGGAUCUCCAUCAGCAUCUGUCAAUUCGGCUGUGGUUGAGUUUGCAGCGGCUGAUGCAUCACGGGAGGCUACACCCACUAGCACCUCUGAAGAUAGAGCCACUACCAAGCGCAGGAGUACUGAGAAAUUGCUUGCGCAGAUAGUGACGCAGUUGUGCAACGCUGGAGCAUUGGACUUCUGUCGAAAUCUAUUGGAAAGUGUAGCAAGUUACUGGCGCACUGCUCGAGAACACCGAACGGCGCCUAGGGCAUGGUCGCGAGACAGCGGUGCAGCUUCACACGAAUCUGGCGUUACUGGCAUAUCAAAUGGUACGCGCUAAUU
This is a messenger RNA of Cylicostephanus goldi, 341 nucleotides long. The record is from the annotation of a GenBank genome assembly. Lineage: Eukaryota; Metazoa; Nematoda; Chromadorea; Rhabditida; Strongylidae.